UCGCCCGCUUUGGAUAUUUAUUAAAGCGCCAUGAUCAUUUCACACUUAACACGCGUUGGCAUAGUCGCGCUCGUCGCUUUAGUAUUGCACCAGUAUUACUGUCACUGUCAGACGCACCUAGAGGAGCAGAGUUUUAGCAGAGCUGACUGCAAUUUGAUCGCAGCGCAGAACGCAUGCAAUUGCACAUAUGACGCGAAGUACGAAUCAGCGAAAAUUUUUUGCCGCAGCGCGGAUGAGCGCACUGAAAUAUGGAUAUCUAUUUAUGAAAGGAGCUCUGUGGACAUAACUUGCAGACACGCAGGCGAUUCCUACGCCGUCAUUACUGAGGAAUUAUUAGCGCGUUUGCCGCGCCUAGGCAGCAUAAGCAAAGCCGAUUUCUUGGCCAUACAUGAGUGCGUGCCAUUCACGCCGCUGUUAGCGCGUUUGGGGUUAACGCAAAAUGAAGUACUACAUAUUGAUGGUCUGGGCAAAUUAACGCAAUUAACGGCGCAGAGUUUUGGUCACAACAGGAGCUGCUUGCAGAGCGUUGUCGAUUUGGAGCUAUCAGCGCAACCUGCCGGAGCACAAGCAGGGCAGCGCCUAAAUGCUGACAUAUUCACUGAUUUUUCAAAUGUGCGCACAGUAAAAAUCGACUUAAACAUCACACAACUGGACGAGCGCAUAUUUUUACCGCUUGUCGCUACGCUCAAUGAUUUUACGUUCCUUGCCAAAUUGCGCGAAUUUCCCAGCGCCGCUAUGUCACCGCUCCACCAGCUCCGUGUGCUGAUGUUGAUGCGUCAUCAAUUUGGUGAUCGUUUACGUGAAGACGAUUUCGCGCCGUUCAGAUUAUUGGAAUAUCUUACGUUGCUCAACUGUAACAUAACCAAGCUGCCAGCGCGCAUCUUUGCAUCACUGCCAGCGCUAAGACAUCUCACUUUGAACAAAAAUGAGCUGCGCGCAUUGCCGCCAUCACUAUUUGUGGCGCAAACGCAACUACAAAGCUUAGAUUUGGGCGAUAAUCAAUUAGCCUCACUGUCGCGCACACUGUUUCACCCUGCCACAAAACUAACGAGCUUAACUUUAAGCCGCAAUCGCUUUGUUAAGUUAAGCGCGGAAAUGUUGCCGCCACUAGGCGCGCUCACAUGACUAAGUCUGGACAAAAACAUGCUACAAACUAUUGCAGCUGAUAGUUUUGCGGACGCGAAGCACUUGCAGUUUCUGGAACUCGACAACAAUCGGUUGAAUUGGUCUAGUGCUGAGUCGUGUGCCGUGCUCGCUGGCAUGUCCGGCUUAUCUACACUUAUCUUACAAAAUAACACGCUGCAGCAUAUAUGCGAACCGCUGCUUGCGCCCAAUAAUACGACCGUCAUCAGGAUGAGCAUUUUGUUGAACAUGAAUUGGUGCCGGGCCUGGAGCAGGGUACACCCGCCUUUAAGGUGUGCAUACA
Messenger RNA from Bactrocera tryoni, 1426 nucleotides. Its product is annotated as protein toll-like. The record is from RefSeq and is a predicted model, not a curated record. The transcript has a single exon. Bases 31 to 1125 code for a protein of 364 amino acids. NCBI's taxonomy places the organism in Eukaryota, Metazoa, Arthropoda, Insecta, Diptera, Tephritidae. Gene Ontology annotation, molecular function: protein binding.